Molecule: messenger RNA, 807 nt
Organism: Debaryomyces fabryi
Lineage: Eukaryota; Fungi; Ascomycota; Pichiomycetes; Serinales; Debaryomycetaceae
Exons: 1
Coding region: 1-807 (268 amino acids)
Biological process (GO): microtubule-based process
Cellular component (GO): cytoplasm; nucleus
Source: RefSeq, a predicted model, not a curated record
AUGGUAACUAGAAAGUUUAAACUGGGCGAGCAGGAGCCUGCGAGUGAGUUUUCAAAGGACAAGUUGGAUAAAGAUGAGGUAGAGCUAUUAAAUGUGAAGUUUUCCAAAUAUGAAAAGAUUAUGUCAGAGUCAAGUCUCUUCGCUGAAACGGUCAAGAUGCUAAAAGACCACUCAAUAACGCACAUACGAUGUCUAGCAUUGGGUUCUCCAUCUGACAGUAAUGCAGCAUUAUAUCAACUAGCAUAUUUGACUCAAAUAUGUGGUCAACUUUCUAUCAAACCGUCAAAUGUUUCGUUAUAUGAUCCUGUUUUCAAUGAACUUGACAAACGGUUUCUAACAACUGUAAAGUUGUUUAAAAUAUCAGACGAGGACGACUUAAUUGGUACUAAAACGUUAUAUUUCCUUCCUCAUGCAUCUUUGGAACUUACCGAGCAAGUGCUUAAGGAAUCCCAGCCUUUAUUUUUAUUAGGUAACGAUAUCAUAUCACACACUGAUAGAUUAACAAAAAGGAAGAUACACGAUACAUAUAGAAAUAUAUCAUUGUUAAUAAGAGUACUUGAAAGUGUCAAAGCCUUACCGAAAGAGAGGGAUGGUUUUAUAUCGGUAACGGCGAAGAAAAGAAAAAGCAGAAACAAGAAGCCGGUCUUUAAGGAACCCGAAAUCGAAUACAACUAUGAUGAUUGUUACUUCAAUGCUGCUGAACUUACAAGGAUAGAAAGUGUCCAAGGAGUUUGGGGUAGUUCGUUUUCGGAUAUUGCAUUUCACCAUAUUAUACGGAAUACUACUAUAGCAGAAAAUCAGGAAUAA